UUCACUGAGCAGCAGCACUGUUGUCGUUGACAAGUUGACACUCGGACUUUGUCUAGAUUGCAGCAAGGGCACCAAGCUGUCAGAACCAGUGUCAAGAAGACGUGGACAGAACAGCGGAGAGGUGCAAUGGCAGAGAAGACGGCGGCGGACCCGCUCAAGGACGCUGAGGUCGAGGAACAAAGAGCGCAUGACGAGGAAGGCGAGGAGGUAGACGGCGAGGGCGAGGGCGAGGACGAGGCGGAGGAUGGACCGGAGCAAGAGGGCGCUGGCGGGAGUUCUUCGCAGCCCAAGAAGAAGAAGCGGAAGCCUAAGAAGAAGAAGCCAGCCACGACGGAGCAGCCGCUAGCCAACAUCAUCCAGAACAACAAGACCAUCAACGUGCAAGACCUGCCCGCACUGUUGAAGCAGCUUCAGGCUGGCGAGGGGGCCAAGAAAGAGGGGGCCAAGGCGCCCGAGGACUACAAGUUCUGGAACACGCAGCCUGUGCCCAAAUUCAAGGAGCCCAACUUGCUGCAAACGACCAGCGGAAAGGACGGCGAGCUGGCAGAGGGUGCUAUCCUCCCCGCUCAGGUGUGCAAGGCGAGCGUGAAGCCCGAGCCGGAGAAGCUUGUCGAUGGCUUCGAGUGGUGCCUGAUCGACCUGGACGACAAGGACGACCUGCAGGAGUUCUACGAUCUCCUCUACAAUCACUACGUCGAGGACACGGAUGGCUCAUUCCGCUUCAACUACUCGCCGCAGUUCUUGAAGUGGGCGCUGCAACCGCCGGGCUGGAAGAAGGAAUGGCACAUCGGCGUGCGUACCAAGACCGGAGACGAUGGGAAGAGAGGGAAGCUCGUGGCGUCCAUCACCGGCAUCCCUGUGACUCUGCAAGUCAGGGGCAAGACGAUCAAAGCGAGCGAGAUCAAUUUCCUUGCCAUUCACCGCAAGCUUCGCAAUAAGCGCUUGGCACCAGUCCUGAUUAAGGAAGUCACACGACGAUGCUAUCAAAACGACAUUUUCCAAGCACUCUACACAGCCGGAACGCUACUCCCCACUCCCGUCAGCACCUGCCGAUACUUCCAUCGAUCGUUGGACUGGGAGCACCUCUUCAACACCGGAUUCAGCCAUAUGCCAGCUGGCUCGACUGCGCUGAGGCAGAAGUAUCGAUACCGAUUGGAGUCGCAUCCGCAGGUCAAAGGGCUGCGGCCGAUGAAGCCAGCCGACGUUCCGGCUGUAAAGGAUCUGCUUGUGCGCUAUAGCGAGCGCUUCCACCUUAGGCAGGAGUUUACAGAAGAGGAGAUUGCCCACUGGAUCUGCUCAAGCACAUCCAAGGGUGUGGUGUGGAGUUAUGUGGUAGAGGAAGAGGGUCGUAUCACGGACUUCAUCUCCUACUAUCAACUCGAGUCUUCCGUUCUCCGGGCGUCGAAGAAAGAGACCAUCCGUGCUGCCUACCUCUACUACUACGCCACGGAAUCGGCCUUCCAGGCACCGAAGCAACCCAAGAUUAAGGCCAAGGAAUUGCAAGACCGACUCCAGCAACGUCUGCAGGAAUUAGUUCACGAUGCGCUAAUCCUGGCUAAGAAGGAGGAUUUCCACGUGUUCAAUGCGCUGACUCUUCUCGACAACCCUCUGUUCCUGAAGGAACAGAAAUUCGAACCUGGCGACGGCAAGCUCAACUACUAUCUCUUCAACUGGCGCACGGCAACCCUUCCCGGCGGCAUUGACGAGAAGAACAACAUUGACACCAGCAAGAUGGGCGGUGUUGGUGUAGUAAUGCUGUAGAGACAGACGAUCAAAAGUUGAACCGUCCUAUGAGACCAGGUAGCUUAGGCAUGUACCUUACGUAUCAAUGAGUAUUUGGCAAGAACAAGCAGAAUCCGAAACGAAGGCGGUGAUAUCGUACAUGAAGCUGGAAAGUCUGUCGUAGUCAUCAGUGAUCGCAUCCGCCAUUCGGGAGUUCGGGAGAGUGUCGCGUGGACCGAAAGGAGAAGACUCCGUGUUUCCGGGUUGCCGAGACAACAA
Sphaerulina musiva SO2202 is the source of this 2001-nucleotide messenger RNA. RefSeq names its product N-myristoyl transferase. Gene Ontology annotation, cellular component: cytoplasm. The record is from RefSeq and is a predicted model, not a curated record. The coding region runs from base 127 to 1761 and encodes 544 amino acids. The transcript is spliced from 2 exons. NCBI's taxonomy places the organism in Eukaryota, Fungi, Ascomycota, Dothideomycetes, Mycosphaerellales, Mycosphaerellaceae. Gene Ontology annotation, biological process: N-terminal peptidyl-glycine N-myristoylation. Gene Ontology annotation, molecular function: glycylpeptide N-tetradecanoyltransferase activity.